GGGGAGGUUUCCCGUUUCCGGCUGUCAUCCCGACAGACGCCUGCCACUACCCGUGUGUUUAUAUACUGCUUUUUUUUACUGAAUUUUCAAAUCAUUUCUACAAUAUUUGUCAACAGUGUGCCAUUAUUGUUUAUAACUAAUAAUUCAUUACAUGAAUCAAGAAAGAGAGUGCUAGGCUGUAAAAAGUGGAAAUCGCAACAUGGCUUGGCGGUUUAAGGCAUCGAAAUACAAAAAUGCUGCGCCUAUUGUACCAAAGCCAGAAUCCUGCAUCCGCGAUAUUUUCGUCGGAUCGUAUCAAACAUACGGCAAUAAUAUUGCAGCUUCCGCCGCUUUUAUGGCAUUCAAUGUCGACCACAAUGGAUCUAGUCUAGCAGUGUUGCCGUUAGAAGAUUGCGGUAGAAAAAGCAAGACGAUGCCUUUAUUGCACGCCCAUGCGGAUACAGUAACUGACAUGGACUUUUCACCGUUUCAUGACGGUUUACUUGCAACUGGUUCUCAGGAUUGUCUUGUGAAAUUGUGGCACAUUCCGGAAAGUGGACUGGAGGAAUCACUUUGCAAUCCCGAAUGUACAUUUUCCCAUCGACAACGACGAGUCGAAGUGGUUCGUUGGCAUCCCACAGCAGAACAUCUUCUAACUACCGUCUCCUACACCAAUCUCUCCCUUUGGGACGUUCUUUCUCAAAAAGAACUUUUCUCGACUACUGAGCAUUCGGACGUGAUACAAUCCGUGAGUUGGAAGCAAGACGGCACAAUGCUCGCAACAUCUUGUAAGGAUAAACAGAUAAGAAUUAUUGAUCCUCGAGCACCGAAAAAUAUCGUCAACUCAUCGCCGAGUCACCAAAGUAUAAAAGAUUCGAGAAUCGUUUGGCUGGGUAACGGCGAUCGUUUAUUAACCACCGGCUUUGAUUCGGCACGACUUCGUCAAGUUUGCAUUAGGGAUUUGAGAAAUCUCAAUGAUCCGAUCAAAACUCUGGAGCUCGAUUGCAGCACAGGAAUAUUAAUGCCUCUCUUCGAUCCGGACACGAACAUGCUUUUCCUGGCCGGCAAAGGUGAUACCACUAUUAUUUAUAUGGAAGUAACGGAAAAAGAUCCCUAUCUCGUGGAGGGAAUUCGUCACAGCGGAGAGCAAACUAAAGGUGUUUGCUUAGUGCCAAAACGAGCAUUGAACGUGAUGCAGGCAGAAGUUAACAGAUUAUUGCAGUUAACGUCGAAUAUGGUCAUUCCCAUUAUGUAUCAAGUUCCACGAAAAACUUACCGAGAUUUCCACGCGGAUAUUUAUCCAGAUACGACCGGUUGUGUUAGUAGUAACACCGCCGCUGCAUGGAUUAAGGGACAUGAUGAACAAGUUCCGAAAAUUUCUCUGGAUCCCUCCAAGAGAACAAAAGGCGAAGAGGCAAUGACGGUACACAAAGGGAAUUUAUCAUCGCUGAAAGAUAAUCAAGCGGAAAUCAAAGUGGAGAUGACUCGACAGCAAAAGUCAAUUGCCAUCACAGCGCCAAAAGGUUAUUCGAAAGUGCAAGCCAUCAUUCAAGAGAAGGAUCCAAAAAUUGAAAAGUUUGCCGAAGAAAUGGAGGAGGAGGAGGUAAAUAAAAUGGAGAAACCGGAGAAAACAGAAAAGCCAGAGAAGCCAGAAAAAUUGGAGAAAACUGAUAAGGAAGAUGAAAAGUUUAAAUUACAAAAUGGUGCUCAUCCAACGCCACCGAAACCAUUGCCUCGUGCUUCACGUGCAAAUAGUCUUUCUGAAGAGGAACCAAAACCUGUCGCACGUCCUCGAACUACUCCGAGUCCUGGUUCCGUGGUAACGUCCGUUAAUCCAAACAUUGUCGGAGGAUACAAGCCUCGCCUAGGACCGAAACCAUUCCAGGCGAAAUCUGGUAACCAGGAAUUCUCUUUCGAUAAAGUAUUUUCCGUGCCCGUGGCACCGACAAAUGAAAAUAAUGGCUAUUUAAAUGACUGCAACAUACAGACGGAGGCCAAUUCAGAGAAGACUGAUGCAGAAAAAUCGCCAACUUUAGAGAAUGAUCGAGUGAAGGAGGUUGAAAAUGGAAAAAGUGAUUCGAGUUCCAUAGAGGAGGACGCGAACUCCAGUGAUUCUGGAUAUAAGCCAAAAACACCGAGUACUGCGGAGAGACGUAAAUUGUUUGAGUCGAAAGUAAAAGAUGAAUCUCCUGAGAAUGAGGAUUCAGGGAAUUUUGAGAGAGGAAACGUGAAUAGAAAUUCAAUUGCCGAGAGAAGAAGAUUGUAUGAGAGUCGUUCGGUGUCAGUGACAGAUGGCAAUUUAGCGGAGAAGGCAAUGGGAUCGCCAACACCAUUGAGACGAAGGGAUUCCUUCAAGACGAAAAAUGAAAUUAUCAAGGAGGAGGAAGUUAAGAAGAGUGUUCCAAUUUUACGACAACAGAGCAUGGAUCCUAGGCUGGAGAAGCCUGAACCCACGCCUACUCCGAAACGAACAUCUACUGUUUUCGGCCGAGUUUCGAAAUUUAGACACUUGAAAGGAACUCCCGGUCAUAAAUCAACUCAUAUCGAAAAUAUUCGGAAUAUCAGUCGACAAAUAUCAGGAGAGUGCGAUGGAUUUCAUGCAAAUGCGGAUCGAGUGGCAGUGCCUCUAAGUGGACCAGGUGGUAAAAUAGCAGUUUUAGAAUUAAAAAAAACUGGAAGACUGCCGGAUGGUGUCAUGCCUGCAUUAGUGCACGGCGCAACUGUUAUGGAUUUUCAAUGGGAUCCAUUUAACAAUCAACGACUUGCUGUCGCUUGUGACGAUGGAAUGAUUCGACUGUGGGAGAUUCCAGCAACAGGUUUAACGGAACCAACUAACGAGCCAGCUUUUACUGUUGAGGCGCACACGGACAAGAUUUAUCUCAUUAAAUACCAUCCAUUAGCGCUGAAUGUUCUGGCUUCGGCUUCCUAUGAUAUGAGCGUGAAAAUCUGGGAUUUGGAACCCUUAACUUCCGGUGAAUUUGUCAAGGCAAAAAUUACACUCACGGGACAUACGGAUCAAAUUUUCAGUCUCGCGUGGUCUCCAUGUGGACAGUAUCUCGCCAGUACUUGUAAGGAUGGCAAAAUACGAAUAUACAAACCAAGAAGCAAUGACUCGCCGAUUCGCGAGGGCAAAGGUCCAGUGGGCACGAGGGGAGCGAGAAUUGUCUGGGCACUCGAUGGACGCUAUUUGGUUGUCAUGGGAUUUGACAAAGUUUCAGAAAGACAAAUUAUGGUUUUCAAGGCGGAUAAUCUUAACUCUUCAUUGAAUACAGUUGGUUUGGAUGUAUCGCCGGCAAUUUUGAUGCCAUUCUACGACGAGGAUAGUUCGACUUUAUUCCUCACUGGUCGGGGCGAUUCGACAAUUUACGCUUUUGAAGUGACUGAGGAAGCUCCUUAUUGUUGUCCUCUAAGUCAUCAUCGGUGUGCAACUUUACAUCAGGGACUGUCAUUCCUACCGAAAAAUAAAUGCGACGUCGCGAGUGUUGAAUUCGCUUCUGCUUUGAGGCUCACAAAUAACACCAUAGAGCCAUUGAGUUUUACAGUACCAAGAAUCAAAAGUGAACUUUUCCAAGACGAUCUUUUCCCACCGACGAAAAUCACUUGGAAAUACACAAUGACUUCCGGCGAAUGGUUUGAAGGAGGAAAUAAACAACCAACAAGAAUCAGCCUCAAACCACCGGGAAUGGAUUGUUUGACUGAAAAUCAAGGACAAGCUGUUGUCACAGCUCCUGUAGCUGCAAAGCAAAAUUUUCAUAAUUCAUCACAGCCAUUCAAUAGGUCAGGAUGGAAUCAAGAUAUCACUAGUCAUUCUAAAACAAAUGAGAUUCAAAAAACUUUGAGCAAUCUUUUGGGAGAAGUUAUUCAGUGCCCUUUGGAGCAAGAUCAAAUGGAUGGUGUGGACGAACACGAAUGGGAUGAUUGAAUGCAACAUGGAAUAUAGAGAGCAAGUCACGAAAUUCGGUGAUAGAUUAAUUUAUCCUUGAUUAAACUGAUUGACAAUUAGUAGAAAUUGCUAUUUGAAUUGUCUAAUUAUGUACUAAUUUUUUUUUAAACUUCGAAUGGUUCUGUUUUCUGGGCCGUGCCAUAAAUGUAUUUUUCUAUUUAUUCCUGCUUUUUUGCAGCAAUUAUUUUUUGUUUCAAUUUCUAUUUAAAAUCAUUUUUGUCUAAUUGUAAAUGUAUUUUUUGUUUCUUGAAUUUACAUUUGUUCCAUAGAGUAGCCAAACUAUUUUACGCCUAAUUGAAUUGUGAAACGACAGGUAAAUUAGCGUAAAAAAGAAAGUUAAGUUAAUAUUUAUAAUAUGUAGGUUACUCAAACUGUUAGUAAAUAAUAAUGUCCAAGACAAACUUUUUAUUAUUGACAAUGUUUUUGCUCAAUGAAAUUUAUAUUUAGUCAAAAAGAAACAAGUACCAUUUUUCUUUAAUACAUAUUUCUUUCGAUGGGAUUUUUUUUUCCUUUUUUUUUUGACGUAUAACGAAUGAAGUUAAAAAGAAAUCAUACGUGAUUAUAGCUCUAGUCUGGAGGUGAUUUUUUAGUAUUUUCCAUUAUGCCUAAUAUUAAAAAACCAAUAACUCAUUAAUAUAGUGUACGAAUCUUAUACAUUAGUGUAUUGGGAACUUUUUAGAUUAAAUCAAAUAUUAUUUAAAGCGAAAAAAAGGCGACUCAUCUGAAACUAUAAAAAUUUCAAGUCUUUCGAAAUCGAUUAUUCUCGACUUUCAUGUAAAAAUUCAACAGGAAUUUAAUUCAGUUAUUUUAUUAAAGUAUUGACUUUAAUAAUAACAAAACCGUAAAAAAGGAUUUGAAUAUAAUUUCUAAUUGUAAUUUUAAAAAUCAAAAUAUUUAAUUUAAAGGUAUGUGUGCAAUUGAAAAUAUUGAAAACGCAAUUUUUUAUUCUUUAUAAAAAAAAAUGUAUCCGUUUAUAAUUAUUUUGAUAAAUUAAGUUUGUCAAAAUGUUUAAUGACAAAUAUAUUUAUCAAAUUGGUAUCUUAGUUUUAUAUACUAAAAAAAAAGAAAAGAAAGAAAAAGAAAAUGUGCAUCAUUGCAAUCACAUUGAUGUAAAGUUAUAUCAAAUGUGUGAUAUUAGUAAUUGUUACUGGAUGAAAAUCUUUAUACCUUAUAAAACUACACGCACAUACUGAACUAAAAAUUUAUUACUCUAAGAAGGGAAGAUAUCGAUAAAUAAGAUAGUAAACGAGAAAUAUUAAAAAUUAUCAAUAAUUAAGAAAAUACUGAUAAUUAUUAAAUAUGCUUAACAAAAAUAGUAAUAAUAAUAAUAUUAUUAAUAAUAAUAAUAAUAAUAAUAAUAAUCAGAAACUGUACCACACAAUAUAUUUAAGAAAUAAUUAUUAUAAUAGAUAAUGAGUGGACUGUGCAUCUCAAGAGUCGCGUCUAUUUUCCACUUUUUACAUUGUUUCGAUACAAUAACAUUUUUGAAUAUGUAACCGAAUAAGAUAAAAACAUUUUUGCUACGAAGUAUUUUAUUAUGAGAAAGAAAUUUUCAUUUCCAUUUUGGUAGUUGACGGGUUUUCCGUAAUAAAUAAACAAGUGCCAAAAAUUUCAUGGUACUCAGGUCUUGAAAAAGUAUUUCAUUUUAUAAUAAUAUUUCUAAAAUACUAUAAAUUGAAAACUUAACUGAAAACUUAAUUGAAAAAUUAAUAAUUAAAAACUAAAUUGAAAAAUUAUGUGAAAAAUUAUUUGAAAAAUUGACAA
Leptopilina heterotoma is the source of this 5686-nucleotide messenger RNA. It is a transcript of the gene pod1, whose product is annotated as coronin-7. Gene Ontology annotation, molecular function: protein binding. The transcript has 18 exons. The record is from RefSeq and is a predicted model, not a curated record. Lineage: Eukaryota; Metazoa; Arthropoda; Insecta; Hymenoptera; Figitidae. The coding region runs from base 200 to 3901 and encodes 1233 amino acids.